UCUGUGGUGUACAUUCAAUCAAUCUGGUGAGAACGAAGGCGAAUUCAGAGAAUCAUCAAACCAUCAAAGAAUCACCGAUCCGCCGUGUCUGUAAAAGAAUCGUUUGGCGAUGGCGCUGAAGUUUCUAAACAAGAAGGGAUGGCAUACGGGCAGCCUCCGCAACAUCGAGAAUGUGUGGAAGGCCGAGCAAAAGCGCGACGCCGAGGAUAAGAAACUGGAGGAGCUCAAAAAGCAGAUUCACGAGGAACGCGGCCGCGCUGAGUUUCGCCAGCUUCAAAUUGAUUCCGGCCUCAUCCCGAAGCAAGAGCGUCUCGAAUUUCUGUACGAUUCAGGAUUAGCUGUUGGGAAAGGUAGUUCUAGUUUCAAGGCUCUUGAACCUGUACCAAAGACUGAGCCCGAUACCACUGCAUCAGCAUCUACUUCUGAAAAGCCACAAUCGGCAGCACCGGGAGCAUUGUUUGAGGAGAAGCCGCAGACAGCUAAUGAUGCCUGGAGGAAACUUCAUUCAGAUCCGUUGCUUUUGAUCCGUCAGAGAGAACAGGAAUCUCUUGCUCGAGUGAAGAAUAACCCUGUCCAAAUGGCCAUGAUUCGCAAAUCUGUAGAAGCAACAAAGGGCAAAGACAAGGACGAAAAUAAACAUGGGAAAAAGCGUCACAGAAACAAAUCCAAACAUCGGAAACAUUCAUCAUCAGAAAACGACUCCGACUCCAACGAUGCGGCUCCGCCACUAGAAAAGGGAAGAAGAGAGAGUCAUCACAAGGUUUCCAAAACCAACAGGCCUUCAAGCAAGAAAGCCUAUACUUCAGACGAAGAACCACCGAGCCAAGAAGAUGCUCGAAGAAAGAAACACCAUGACAGGGAAUAUAAAGACAAAAACGAAGACAACCACAGAAGUAAGCAUAGUUAUUACAACUCCCGACGAGAAGAAUAUUCUUCAGAACGUCAGAUUGAACCUCGUCACGACUACAGACACGAUAAUAAACGAAGCCAUGUGGAUUCUUCUGAUAAGCCGCCAAGAAACGAGCCCAGCAAAACCAGGCACCGAAAUCCCGUUAAACUUUCAGAAGAGGAGAGAGCUGCUAGGCUUAGGGAGAUGGAAAUGGAUGCCGAAACGCACGAGCAGCAGAGGUGGAAAAGGAUAAAGAAGGCAGCAGAUAGUGACGCGCACGAAGCUAAUCGUGACCAUGCGUCUUUAGGAAGGAACUUUCUCGACGAUGCUCAGAAAAGUAUUUACGGUGCUGAGAAGGGAGGAAGCUCCACUAUUGAGGAGAGUGUGCGCAGGAGAUCCCAUUAUCUACAGCGAAGACAACCUACUGAUAGCAACGCUUUUCGUCGGUCUUGAUUUUUGCUUGUAGAAUUCUAUCUAUAAUUUGUUAUUGUCCUCGUUUGUAACGAUUAAAUUACAUCAUUGUGGUAAAGGUGGUAAACUUUGUACUCUGUUUUUCUUGUUUCCAGUAAAGAUUUUUCUUAAACAUAGGUUACAAUCGUUUUACUGCUGGUGGGCUUAAUCAUGAUAGCAAAUUGUAAUUUCAAUUAUAUGAAUAAUUUAG
Erythranthe guttata (spotted monkey flower) is the source of this 1550-nucleotide messenger RNA. RefSeq lists its product as uncharacterized. Lineage: Eukaryota; Viridiplantae; Streptophyta; Magnoliopsida; Lamiales; Phrymaceae. The record is from RefSeq and is a predicted model, not a curated record. Gene Ontology annotation, biological process: mRNA splicing, via spliceosome. Gene Ontology annotation, cellular component: U2-type spliceosomal complex.